CCUCGGCUUCACGACUUUUACGAGGGCACCCUCGAUGGGCUGUGCUCGCGCGAUCCGUCCCUUCGUCGCAACUUCAAGGACAAUGCAUUUGCAUGUGCGACGUGGAAUCUGGGGCCGCAGGCCAUCUCACACGUACAUACCGACCACCUAAAUCUCGCCUGGGGUAUGUGUGCCAUCACUGCUUUGGGCGAGUUCAACCCGAAACGGGGCGGGCACUUGAUCCUUUGGGACCUCCGUCUCAUCAUUGAGUUCCCCCCCGGUACCACGAUCCUCAUACCAUCGGCCAUCCUGCGCCAUUCCAACGCCCCACUCGCAAGCCCCGAAGAGACCCGCCACGCAUUCAUCCAAUAUUCUGCAGGGGGGCUCUUUCGCUGGUCUGAGUGCGGCCAUCAGACCCAGAAAGCCUUCCACAGCGGUGGCGGCGUCUACUCACAGACGGGUCGCCAACGAUGGGUUCGUGGCGUCGGCAUGCUGGGCCGCUGGGAUGAGCUGAGGUCCUCCAGAGUAGUUACUACCCAAUAG
This is a messenger RNA of Dichomitus squalens LYAD-421 SS1, 522 nucleotides long. RefSeq lists its product as uncharacterized. The annotation marks the transcript as partial. The transcript has a single exon. The record is from RefSeq and is a predicted model, not a curated record. NCBI's taxonomy places the organism in Eukaryota, Fungi, Basidiomycota, Agaricomycetes, Polyporales, Polyporaceae.